CACUGCUCUAAGCAGGGCUGGGGCCUUGCCUGGGCUGCCCGAGCCCUUGAAGGUCAAGAAGAAGCACCUGGACUUCUCAUGAUGGGAGGUCAGAGUCAAUCUGUGUUUUGGGGCGAUAUUGCCUUAGAUGAUGAAGACUUAAAUAUCUUUCAAAUUGAUAGAACAAUUGACCUUACACAGAACCCCUUUGGAAAACUUGGACAUACCACAGGUGGAUAUGGAGACCAUGGUAUGUCAAAGAAACGAGGGGCCCUCUACCAACUUAUAGACAGGAUAAGAAGAAUUGGCUCUGGCUUGGAGCAAAACAACACAGUUAAGGAAAAAGUACCUCUAAAAUUCUCAGGGCAAAAUGAGAAAAAUCGAGUUCCGAGAGCUGCUACAUCAAGAACAGACAGAAUAUGGCCCGGUGUUAUUCCUUACGUUAUAGGAGGCAACUUCACUGGCAGCCAGCGAGCCAUGUUCAAGCAGGCCAUGAGGCACUGGGAGAAGCACACAUGCGUGACUUUCAUUGAAAGGAGUGAUGAAGAGAGUUACAUUGUAUUCACAUACAGGCCCUGUGGAUGCUGCUCCUAUGUAGGUCGGCGGGGUAAUGGACCUCAGGCAAUCUCCAUUGGCAAGAACUGUGAUAAAUUUGGAAUUGUUGUUCAUGAACUGGGCCAUGUGAUAGGCUUUUGGCAUGAACACACGCGACCAGAUCGAGAUAACCACGUAACCAUCAUAAGAGAAAACAUCCAGCCAGGUCAAGAGUACAACUUUCUGAAGAUGGAGCCUGGAGAAGUGAACUCCCUGGGAGAAAGAUAUGAUUUUGACAGUAUCAUGCACUAUGCCAGGAACACCUUCUCAAGGGGGAUGUUUCUGGACACUAUUCUCCCUUCUCGUGAUGAUAAUGGCAUACGUCCCGCAAUCGGUCAGCGGACCCGUUUAAGCAAAGGAGAUAUUGCACAGGCAAGAAAGCUGUAUAGAUGUCCAGCAUGUGGAGAAACCCUACAAGAGUCCAACGGCAACCUUUCCUCUCCAGGAUUUCCCAACGGCUACCCUUCUUACACACACUGCAUCUGGAGAGUUUCUGUGACCCCAGGGGAGAAGAUCGUUUUAAAUUUUACCACGAUGGACUUAUACAAAAGUAGUUUGUGCUGGUAUGACUACAUUGAAGUAAGAGAUGGGUACUGGAGGAAAUCGGCUCUCCUUGGCAGAUUCUGUGGGGACAAAUUGCCUGAAGUUCUUACCUCUACAGACAGCAGAAUGUGGAUUGAGUUUCGGAGCAGCAGUAAUUGGGUAGGAAAAGGCUUUGCAGCUCUCUAUGAAGCAAUCUGUGGAGGUGAGAUCCGUAAAAAUGAAGGACAGAUUCAGUCUCCUAAUUAUCCCGAUGAUUACAGACCGAUGAAAGAAUGUGUGUGGAAAAUAAUGGUGUCAGAAGGCUACUAUGUCGGGCUGACCUUUCAGGCCUUUGAGAUUGAAAGACAUGACAACUGUGCCUAUGACUACCUAGAAGUUCGAGAUGGGACCAAAGAAAAUAGCCCUUUGAUAGGGCGUUUCUGUGGUUAUGAUAAACCUGAAGAUAUCAGGUCUACCUCCAACACCUUGUGGAUGAAGUUUGUUUCUGAUGGGACUGUGAACAAGGCAGGGUUUGCUGCCAAUUUUUUUAAAGAGGAAGACGAGUGUGCCAAGCCUGACCGUGGCGGCUGUGAGCAGCGGUGUCUGAACACCCUGGGCAGUUACCAGUGUGCGUGUGAGCCUGGCUACGAGCUGGGGCCUGACAGAAGGAGCUGUGAAGCGGCUUGUGGUGGACUUCUUACCAAACUUAAUGGCACCAUCACCACUCCAGGUUGGCCCAAAGAGUACCCUCCUAAUAAAAACUGUGUGUGGCAAGUGGUUGCGCCAACUCAGUACAGAAUUUCUGUGAAGUUUGAGUUUUUUGAAUUGGAGGGCAAUGAAGUUUGCAAAUACGAUUAUGUGGAGAUUUGGAGUGGCCUUUCCUCUGAGUCUAAAUUGCAUGGCAAAUUUUGUGGUGCUGAAGUUCCUGAAGUGAUCACAUCCCAGUUCAACAACAUGAGAAUUGAGUUCAAAUCUGACAACACUGUAUCCAAGAAGGGCUUCAAAGCGCAUUUCUUCUCAGACAAAGACGAAUGCUCAAAGGAUAAUGGUGGGUGUCAACAUGAAUGUGUCAACACGAUGGGAAGCUAUGUGUGUCAGUGCAGGAAUGGAUUUGUGCUGCAUGAAAAUAAACACGACUGCAAGGAAGCUGAAUGUGAACAGAAGAUCCACAGUCCAAGUGGCCUCAUCACCAGUCCCAACUGGCCAGACAAGUACCCAAGCAGGAAGGAGUGCACAUGGGAAAUCAGUGCCACCCCAGGCCAUCGCGUCAAAUUAGCCUUUAGUGAGUUUGAGAUAGAGCAGCAUCAAGAAUGUGCUUACGAUCACUUGGAAGUAUUUGAUGGAGAAACAGAAAAAUCACCAAUUCUUGGACGACUAUGUGGCAACAAGAUCCCAGAGCCCCUAGUGGCUACUGGAAAUAAAAUGUUUGUUCGGUUUGUUUCUGAUGCAUCUGUUCAAAGAAGAGGCUUUCAAGCUACACAUUCUACAGAGUGCGGUGGCCGCCUGAGAGCGGACUCCAAGCCCAGAGACCUUUACUCACAUGCGCAGUUUGGCGAUAACAACUACCCAGCGCAAGUCGACUGUGAAUGGCUAUUAGUGUCAGAACGGGGCUCGCGACUGGAGUUAUCUUUCCCGAUUUUCGAAGUGGAAGAAGAAGCUGACUGUGGCUAUGACUAUAUUGAGCUCUUUGGUGGCCUCGAUUCAACAGCGAUGGGGCUUGGUCGAUUUUGUGGAUCAGGGCCACCAGAAGAGAUCUAUUCAAAUGGGGAUGCAGUUUUGAUUCAUUUUCACACUGAUGACACAAUCAACAAGAAAGGAUUUCAUAUAAGAUACAAAAGCAUUAGGUAUCAAGAUACCACGCAUAUCAAAUAACUAAUACCAAAACCUCCUUCAGAAAAUAAAGGAAUGUGCAUAACGGAGAGAAGACGUCGUUUGUUUUUUUAAAUGAAGAUAUUAGCACAAUGUUUUAUAUAAUAAAACUGAACAGAAGAAAGCUGUAUGACCAGAAUUAU
Messenger RNA from Myotis lucifugus (little brown bat), 3107 nucleotides. It is a transcript of the gene TLL1, whose product is annotated as tolloid like 1. Lineage: Eukaryota; Metazoa; Chordata; Mammalia; Chiroptera; Vespertilionidae. Gene Ontology annotation, biological process: proteolysis. The record is from RefSeq and is a predicted model, not a curated record. Gene Ontology annotation, molecular function: metalloendopeptidase activity; calcium ion binding; zinc ion binding.